GCAGCGGCCGCGGGGACCGGAGCCGGAUAUGCCAAGAUGGCUGCAGUGGCUUCUCUGUUUGCGCUCGUCUUAACCGCCCUGCCGGCUUCCGCCCGCGGCUCCUGAGCGGCUGGCACCUGGGAUUGCGGAGGGGCCGGGCGGGAGUCGGCUCGGGCCUCGGCCUCCCUGAGGCGUGCCGUUCAAAUUAAGGAUAAACUAGAUCCUGCUGCUCUCUGUAAGCAACAUCUACCUGGGCAAGAGUUUGGCCAUGCAGCCACCGCCACAGGCUGUCCCGCCCAGCGUGGUGGGGCCGCCUCCAGCUGGGAGCCCGCCGAGCAUGUUCUGGUCUAGCAGCCCGUACAGGAGACAGGCGCCCGCUAGUGCACCGGUGGCUGCGGUGACUUGCCCGCUGCAGCCAGUAACGGAUCCAUUUGCUUUUAGUAGGCAGGCAAUUCAAAACACCUCAUUGGGCACCUCGUCCAAAAGCAGCCCAGCCGUUUUGCCAGGCCCAGUCCCACCAGCAUUUCUUCAGCACCCUGGUCUGCCUUUGCCUCACCCAAAUGCUGGGGACAGCUCCCAUGGACCCGGCGAGCCUCUGCUGAGACCUCUGUCCCAGCCCAGGCCAGGGGCAAGUCCCUUUCCCAGCAUGUUGACUCCUUCAGCGCCACCAGGGCCUGAGAUGAGUGGGAGGACUGAGGUUGCUGCCGGCUCGGAGCACCACGUUCAGGCCCAGUACGUUCCGGGAGCAGGUCUGGACACUCCUCACGGGGGCCAUCCGCACGGGAGCCUGCCUGGGCCCGACAGACCCCCGAGUGGACAGAGCCCUCACAGCAGCGCUGCGGCACCCACAGUGUCCCCUUUCUUCUCUCAGCCUCAUCAGCAAAUGCCAGCGCAGUGGGGGCCCGUGCAGGGGGGCCCACAGGCCUCAGGUCCGCAUUACCGGCCCUGCCCAGAAGGGCUGUUUCCUAAUGCGGCGCCCCAGGCCUCCAGCGUGUCCCACUUCCCGGUUCCGUCCGGCCUGCCUCAGGGUCCUGACCACGAGCAGCAUGGCCCCUCCGCCACAGGACCCUCGGCCGGCAAUGGGAGAGAGGAGGCAGCCUGUGUGCAAAGUGGGAACCACUUGGCAAGCAGCUUGGAUCUCGACGGCACGCUUGGGCAGGACGUCCAAGCUGGGAAUCCGCGGGCUGGCUGGGAGGUCCGGCCGAGCCCCGGGGCGAGCAAGGAGCAGGUGGCCAGCCCUGCUCUUGCAAGUCCCUUCGCUCAGGGAAAUAGCCCAGAAAGCUGUUUGCACUACCCCCCGGGGGCCAGGGCCAGCCAGGCACUGCCGGAAGUCGAGUCGGGAGCACUCUCUGUGUUUUUCCAUGGGGGGGAGAGAGAAAAUGAGGAGACCCUCUCACCUGAAAACACAGGCGCUGCUCCUCAGUCCGGCGUUGACGGCUUCUUCCCUGGCCCUGGCCUGGGCCCUCCGCCUGCGCACGGCGGCGCAGGCGGUAUCUGCCAGGCCGUUCUCCGAGGCUCGCGUGGCGAGUCUGUGCCGCAGGGAGGAGACACGCAGCCUUACUUUCCUCGGCCUGCAGGUGCCCAGCAUGGUAAACCGCCGGCUCGGCACACUGCCAUUGAUCCGUGGGGCGCCCCGGCGGGUGCAGGGGCUCCUGACGCGGGGGGCUCACACUACGAGAACGUGGAGAACUUAGAGUUUACCCAGAACCAGGAGGUUCUACCCAGUGAGCCCCCAGGUUUGGAUGCUUCCCCCACAGGCGACCAGCUCAGACACGUGCCCCUUCCCGGGCCCCCGGGCCCCAGGCUCAGUGUCACAGGCCAUGCUGGAGGCGGGGGCUCAAAUCUCGAGGCCCUGGACACACCGCCGCACCCCGUGCGAUCUGAUAGCGUGUCCUCCAGUUACAGCAGCAAGAGCCACAGGAGCGUGUCCAGUACAGCCAGGCCCCAGGACCUGGGCACCUUCAUCCAGCAGGAAGCUGGGAGACCUGAGGAUGAGGCUUCAGGGGGCUUUUUUAAGCAGAUCGAUUCUUCUCCUGUGGGAGGCGAGACGGAUGAGACCGCCGGGAGCCACAGUUACCGCAGCAGCCUGUCCCAGUCCUUGACUCCAAGCCCCCCCAAACCUACAGGGAUAUUUCAGACAAGUGCAAAUAGUCCUUUUGAACCGGUGAAAUCCCACCUAGUUGGAGUAAAGCCAGUCGAGGCAGACCGUGCCAACGUGGUGGGAGAGGCGAGGGUGGCCCCAGCCUCUCAGAAGCGGAGGCCGGCCGCCGCACCGCCCGACGCCUGCCCCGGCAACCUGGAGCAGCCGCCUGACAACAUGGAGACCCUCCUCCCGCCGCAGGGCUGUCCUCUGCCUCUCGCCACAGCUGCGGAAGCUGGGCGCGGGCUUCUGCGCCCUGGGGGGCUGCCCCCGGAGACAGUGCUUCCGACCCCCGAGAAGAAGCCCUCGGCCCGGGCCCAGGGGACCGUGAAGUGUGAGAGCCCAGCCACAACUCUGUGGGCACAGAACGAGCUGCCAGACUUUGGGGGCAACGUCCUUUUAGCCCCCGCCGCCCCCGCGCUUCAUGUGCCCGGGAAGCCUCAGCUGUCGGAAGUGGUUCAGCCUCCGGACGAGGGGGUGCCCAGCCAGCCGCCCCGGCGGCUGGGGUGCCCGCCCCCUCUGCAGAGAGGGGGUGGCAUCGGUGCCUCUGAGAACCUUGAGAACCCUCCCAAGAUGGGGGAGGGGGAGGCCCUUCCAUCGCAGGCCAGUUCUGGUUAUGCCGGUCUCUUGUCCUCCCCGCCCACGGAAUCUUUACAGAAUCAGCCCGUCUUGCUCGCUCCGCCUGAUCAGAGCUCUAAUCUGGCUCAGCCCGUUCAUUUUCCUGCAUCCUUGUCGAAUCCUAAUGAGAAGACUCAGUUCUGGAGAGAGGCUCGAGUUGGGGACAGGUCUGCCAUGAGCAGCCGGGCCGCGGGGGGUGAUUCUGGAGACACUGUGCCCCUGUCUGGGGUGCCAGCCAGCUCUCUCAUCUGCUCACCUCUGCCUAACAAUCUUGCCCAAAGUAAUUUUCCACAAGUUGCUGGUACUUCUGAAAUGGUUUCCACUCAACCUGCUAAUUUGCUGGUUCAACCACCAUCUCAUCCAACUCCAAAGAACUUGCUCCCGGAAGGUCAGAAGAUUCACGAUGCGGAGAACACUCUUCCGGAGCCAGUUAACAGCCCUGCUGGGAGCACAGGCUUCGUGUUGGUGUCGCCCACAAACACCGCCCUGGUAUCACAAAGCAAUAAGGCGAAUCAUCCCAGUAACCGGGAAGAGACGUCAGGAGCCCUAGACUUCACAUUAAAUAGGACUUUAGAAAAUCCUGUAAGAUCGUGUAGCCCACCCCAUUCCGAAGACCCAGUCUCUUACCAGCACACCGCCCCCGGUCAUCCUGGACGGCUUGGGCCUGGGGUGCAUAACCCAGACCAUUUCUACCCACAGGUGACAAAAGGCGCUCAGGAGCAGCGUAGCCUGGAGAGAGCCCAGCAGGAGCCCGCUCCCUCUCCCCCGCGAGGGCCCAGAGCAGCACCUGCAGAACCCUCAAACCCAGAAGGUCCACCCGCAAGAGGACAGCCCCAAAACUGCACCAGUCCGGCUCCAGCCGACCCAGCUCCGCAGCUGCCUGCUCGGCCGCCUCAGUCCUCCAGCGCUUCGGCUGUGUCCAGCAGCCCCAGCCAGGUAGCCGCGCCGCCGGAUCAGCAGUGGAUGCAGCCACCACCCCUGGACUACUACUAUUACAGAUCCCCGUACGACGGCUACCAGGCCCAGUACCCCGCCCCGUACCCACCGGACCCUGGCGCAGCCCCGCUUUACUACCAGGACAUCUAUGGUCUCUACGAGCCCAGGUACAGGCCCUACGACAGUGCCGCCUCCGCCUAUGCGGACAGCUACCGCUACCCCGAGCCCGAGCGGCCCAGCUCCCGGGCGAGCCACUGCUCAGACCGGCCAUCUGCCAGGCAAGGGCACCCUGAAGGCCACUCUAACUCCAAACGCGGAUGGAGCAGCCAGAGCGAUUACUCCAACUACUACUGCGGCCAGUAUGACUAUGGAGAGCCGGGUCGCUGGGAUAGGUAUUCCUAUGGCUCGAGGUUCAGGGACCCCCGCCCUUACGACCGCAGGUAUUGGUAUGACACAGACUACGACCCAUACAGGAAGGAAAACUACGCGUACGCUGACAGGUCCGAGAGGUACGACGACCCCUGGAGGUACGACCCACGUUUCACGGGGAGCUUCGACGACGACCCCGAGCCCCCCAGGGACCCCUACGGGGACGACACAGACCGGCGCAGCGUGCACAGCGAGCACUCGGCGCAGAGCCUGCGCAGCGCGCACAGCCGCCACAGCAGCUUCAGCGCCCACUCGCAGCAGAGUCAGGUUUACAGAAGUCGCGAUGUGACUGUGGGUCCUUACGAGGCCCCGCCCCCACCAGGCUCCUUCCACGGGGACUACACCUACGACGCCUAUGUUAGCAAUUUCAGCAGUACCCAGGGCUUCCCAGAGUACGGCUACCCUGCUGACGCCGGCUGGCCCGCCGUGGAGCAAGCUCCAUCGAGACCCACGUCGCCUGAGAAGUUCUCCGUGCCUCAUGUCUGUGCCAGGUUCGGCCCCGGGGGUCAGCUCAUCAAAGUGAUCCCCAACCUGCCUUCGGAAGGACAGCCUGCCUUGGUGGAAGUGCACAGCAUGGAGACGCUGCUGCAGCACGUGCCAGAGCAGGAGGAGAUGCGCGCGUUCCCGGGGCCGCUCGGCAAAGACGACACCCAUAAAGUGGAUGUUAUUAAUUUUGCACAGAACAAAGCCACAAAGUGUUUGCAGAACGAGAACUUAAUUGACAAAGAGUCUGCAAAUCUUCUUUGGAACUUUAUCGUUCUGUUGUGCAGACAGAAUGGGACCGUGGUGGGAACCGACAUUGCAGAACUGUUGUUACAAGACCACAAAACUGUGUGGCUGCCUGGGAAGUCCCCCAACGAGGCCAACCUGAUCGACUUCACGAAUGAGGCCUUGGAGCAGGCCGAGGAGGAGGAAGAGUCGGGGGAGGCCCAGCUCUCGUUCCUCACUGACAGUCAGGCCGCCGCCGCCAGCACCCAGGAGAAGGAGACGGAGCGGUUCCGAGAGCUGCUGCUCUAUGGCCGUAAGAAGGAUGCUUUGGAGUCUGCGAUGAAAAACGGCUUGUGGGGUCACGCUCUGUUACUUGCCAGUAAGAUGGACAGCCGGACCCACGCCCGAGUCAUGACCAGGUUCGCCAACAGCCUUCCCAUCAAUGACCCUUUGCAGACCGUCUACCAGCUGAUGUCCGGGCGGAUGCCUGCAGCAUCCACGUGCUGCGGAGACGAGAAGUGGGGGGACUGGCGGCCGCACCUGGCUAUGGUCCUGUCCAACCUGAGCCACAACGCGGAGGUGGAGUCGAGGACGAUGGCCACGAUGGGCGACACUCUAGCUUCAAAAGGUCUCUUAGACGCUGCGCACUUCUGCUACCUCAUGGCCCAGGUUGGAUUUGGGGUUUAUACGAAGAAAAGCACGAAACUGGUCUUGAUUGGAUCGAACCACAGUUUACCAUUUUUAAAGUUUGCGACCAACGAAGCCAUUCAGAGGACAGAGGCCUAUGAGUACGCUCAGUCGCUGGGGGCCCAGUCCGACCCCCUGCCCAACUUCCAGGUGUUCAAGUUCAUCUACUCGUGCCGCCUGGCGGACAUGGGGCUGGCCACGCAGGCCUUCCACUACUGCGAGGCGGUCGCCAGGAGUGUGCUGCUGCGGCCCCAGAGCCACUCCCCCGUGCUCAUCCGCCAGCUGGUCGAGGUCGCCUCCCAGUUACGGCUCUUCGACCCGCAGCUGAAGGAGAAGCCGGAGGAGGAAUCUUGUGCGGAGCCCGCCUGGCUGGUCCAGCUGCAGCGUGUGGAGAAGCAGGUCAAGGAGGGUGCGGUGGUGUGGAGCCCGGACACGGCCUUCCCCCCGCCCUGCCCCAGCACACCGAGCUCCGAGGUGGGCCGGUGCGACGGCCCAGGACUCGCGCCGCCCUCGGACCUGGGCACUGAGAAUCCACUGCUGGCGCCGCCUGCGCCCAGCGCCGAGUACUCCGGCCAGGGCGUGUGGCUGCUGCCUUCAGCUCUGCCGACGCCCCCCGGCCAGCCCGCCUUCCCCACCCGGGUGCCGCUGUUCCCUGUGCCCCCACCGGGCCCUGCUGAGCCUGGCUGCGGGCUCCCGGGGUCUGCGCGUGGCUUUGUGGAGCCCUCGGGGCCUGGUCCUGCAGCCUUGUACCCCGGGCCUGGCCUGCCGCCCGGCGCGCCACCCCUCCAGGACAGUGAGCACCCGCUGCGGGAGGCCAGGAUCCAGGACUCAGGAACGGUCCCGCAGGACCCCCGCGGGGGAGACUCACUGGCAGAGCGAAGAGAAGAGGAUUUUGGUGGCCAAUUCGACAUGGGCCCCUCGAGGACGCGGCUAGACUCCGAGGCCCCCCCGGGGUGGGGGUCUGCUGGCCCCGGCGCCCUGCAGCCUCCAUCUCUGACGUCCGCUCCUGAAGCUAAGAGUCCUGUACAGACAGCCAAAAAGGAGGCCAAGGAACCCAAGAAGGGAGGGGAAUCCUGGUUCUCCUGGCUGACCGCUAGGAAAAAGAGGACGGAAGCGCAUUUGCCAGACGACACGAAAAAAUCGAUUGUCUGGGAUGCAAAGAAGAACCGAUGGGUGGACACGAGCGAGCCAGAGGAGGAGAAGAAGGCUCCGCCCCCGCCUCCGAUGUCGCUUCCCAAGGCUCCGCAGGCUGCCGCCCCUGGGCCUGGAGGUCCCCCCGGAGCCUCUGUGAACAUGUUUUCUCGGAAAGCAGGCGGCACGCGCGCGCGCUAUGUGGACGUCCUGAACCCAGGCGGGCCCCAGCGCGCUGACCCAGCUCUUGCCCCCGCGGACCUCUUUGCCCCACUUGCCCCACUCCCGUUCCCGGCGCCCUUGUUUGGACCAAACCCAGAGGCGGAGGGAGCCCCGUUCUCCGAGGGGCCCAGCAGAGAAGGACACGCCCCAGCAGGGGGUCCAGCCGUUCCAGAAGCUUCUUCGGAACCCAAGGUUGUCAGUGCGGCGGCCUCGCUGCCUGCUUCUGAUCCAGCCCCCUGCCCAGUGGACGGCUCGCAGGGGGGAGAGCUUUCGCGCUCUAGCUCAAUGAGUUCCCUGUCGCGUGAAGUGAGCCAGCAUCUUAACCAGGCUCCCAGUGACCAGCCCCCCGCGGGCAGUGCCCCCGGGCCAGCUGUGCCCUUCUACCACCCUGCGCAGUUCGCACAGGCCUCUGCCACCUCAGGAAGCUCAAGGUCGGGGAGGAUGGGCCAGAGGAAAUACCCAGCGUUGAGGUAGACUGGUCCCUGUACUGGAUCAGCCUUGGGCACAGACCGAUCGCCUGCGACCUCCCUUCUGUUCCAAGCGAUGAGGCCCAGCACCCGUCGCAGGAAGCGUUGCCAAAGCUAGUCCCACAGCCCCUCUGAGGCCUGAAGCAGAGAAGUGACCCUCGGCUCAGGGCCUCCCACCUAAAGAAUGAGUUCGGGAGAUCCUCUAGUCCCUUAGCAAUGGCGCACUAAGCGCGGCUGGACUCUGCUGCAGGCGGGGAGGGGGGCUCGGAGCUUUGGGAAUGAGGGCGUCUCUGGAAGCCCGAUGCGACUCGCCGCCAGAUUCGUCUGAGACGCCGAAAGGAAGCGCACCGCUGCCGUGGCCGCUCCCUGGCCCACGUUGGGAGCCUGGCACAUGGUUUAUGGAUGGUACCUGCUGAGUGGCCUCACCUCAGCCACCCUCCAGCCAGGGCGGGGCCCUGCAGGGCAGCUCUCUCCUGCUGCAGAAACGUCUCCCUGCGGCUGGUUAGCACCACAAGGGGCUUCCUGCGACCAGGGGGCUGGCGCUGUCCGUAGGGAGGAAAGAGCCACCUAACAGAACUUGCGUUUUACAUGUAACUGAUCCUCACUGGUCAGCCAGUGCUGAAGCUGUGACCGUCAUUUAUCAAUUUGGACCUCUUUAGGGAGUGACCCGGUUGCACUCACGGUCAGAGCAGCCGUACGGCCGCCACACUGCACACUGGCCAGCGGUGCACUAGUGCCAGUGGGUCUGCAGGGCCCCGCAGCCGGCACGCCCCUCCCGUCUGGGCGACUUCACCGCAGGGGCUGGCCGCGUCUUGAAGAAAGUGACUUAAAGUAGUUUCUUGGAGAAGCUCUAGAAGCUGACACCCCUGCACCUGGGUCUCCCCGCACUGAGCCCUUCCGCUGCGGGGCUUGGGCACUCAGCCCCAGGGACCUGCAAGGGAAGACCCUCCUGUCACCGGACCCAGAGCUUUCAGGCUUCAUCGACUGUUCCGAAAACUGUCCACGUCGCUGUUAAAUCUAAACAGAUGAGAAAAGAUUUAAAUAUUUAUAAAAAUCAUUAGGAACUGAUCUCCGUAGUUCUGCUUGGCAUUUCCGAUCUCACGCAGGGCUGCGCGAGUGUGCACUGGCCACUGGUCCCUCCCUCCUUCCCGGUUCACUUCCCGGUUCAUCUGGGAGGGACUGCGGGCUGGGCUGGGAAAGGCCGACCCCAGGGGGCCUCAUGUGCCCCAGGUCAGCGGGUGUGAUUCCUGGGGCCGUGGCCCCUUGCGCCGUGCGGCUUCCCCCAGCCCAUUAUCCUGUUAGUGACUUUUGAUUCAAGACGCUUCCUCCAGGUGGGAGCCAUUAUUUUUCCUAAAUGCUGAUUGUUACACUGCAAAUUGUUAAAUAAAAUAAAAUAAAAUAUU
Messenger RNA from Pteronotus mesoamericanus, 8720 nucleotides. It is a transcript of the gene SEC16A, whose product is annotated as SEC16 homolog A, endoplasmic reticulum export factor. The coding region runs from base 248 to 7324 and encodes 2358 amino acids. Gene Ontology annotation, biological process: autophagy; Golgi organization; COPII vesicle coat assembly. The transcript is spliced from 31 exons. NCBI's taxonomy places the organism in Eukaryota, Metazoa, Chordata, Mammalia, Chiroptera, Mormoopidae. Gene Ontology annotation, cellular component: endoplasmic reticulum exit site; ER to Golgi transport vesicle membrane. The record is from RefSeq and is a predicted model, not a curated record.